Messenger RNA from Botrytis byssoidea, 411 nucleotides. RefSeq lists its product as uncharacterized. The record is from RefSeq and is a predicted model, not a curated record. Bases 1 to 411 code for a protein of 136 amino acids. Lineage: Eukaryota; Fungi; Ascomycota; Leotiomycetes; Helotiales; Sclerotiniaceae. The transcript has a single exon.
AUGGACUUCCCGUUGGAAAAUAUCUUUGCGCCCUGCUGCGAGAACCUCACCCCCACUAAUACGGGCAGCUGCCAGAGUCCACCAAGAGAACUGACGCAUUUCUUCAGCCCCGUAGUUAUGAAUCCAUUAGAAGCUUUGAACCAUCGUCCCGAAUCUUUUUCACUCCUCGAUAACCCAUACAUAAUUCAAAUUACCCCAGUAUUUCUUGAAGGAGAAUACCGCAUGGGGCGACGACCAACACAAUAUUUCAUUCGAGUCCCCGAGAACUUGGAGCCUGAAGGGCCAAACAAGUUUGUUCGAUUUGUGUCCGCUGGAACUUUGAGCGGGGAGGAUGAAUGGAAAAAUUCAUACUUUGGGAAAGAGGGGUAUGAUAAGAGAGAGUCUUUUGGUUGGAGAUGUGAGGAUACUUAG